Molecule: messenger RNA, 1281 nt
Organism: Petromyzon marinus (sea lamprey)
Lineage: Eukaryota; Metazoa; Chordata; Hyperoartia; Petromyzontiformes; Petromyzontidae
Source: RefSeq, a predicted model, not a curated record
AUGGUAGUUGUGAUAGUGUUCAUUAACAGGUCCCUGCAGGCAGUGAGCGACACCCCCGUGCUGUCGGGGUCGGAGGGUCCCCUCUACCCGGGGGUCUCGGCCUUCCUGGGGGACCCCGCCUGGACCCUGGCCCAGUCCCCCUACAGCUGCGGGCCCCCCUCGUGGACGGCCCUCGCCAGCCCCCACCCUCUCACACAGCUGCACGGCUCGCUGCCGGACGGCGGCGACCCCACGCUGGGCCUCCACCUGGGAGCCUUCCACUCGUUCGAGGCGUCGCUGCUCCAGGAGCAGAUCGUCUUCCCGGCCGCCGCGACCUCGACGGCACCGCCGCCGACGUCUUCCUCAUCGACGUCGUCGUCGGCGGCGUCGCCGGCGGCGUCGUCGUUAGCGGAGCAACGCCACCGCCGCCGCUACCCCACCACCACCAUCAUCAACAUCAACAACAACAGCAGCAGCAUCAGCAUCAUCAUCACCACCAUCAUCAACGGCACGCGCCACAACCGCACUCCGGGGGGGGCCGUCGAGCAAUUUGGGAACAUCAUCGUCGCGACCGUCACAGCCACCAGCUCGCCACCGCCGCAACCGCCGCCCUUCUACUACCACCACCACCACCACCGUCACGAUGACGACGACGACGAGCGCGCCGGGUCGCCGUGCACCUCGUCCGGACGCCGAAGCCCCGGGCACCGCGGCUCCCCGGGGCCGCCCGCCGCGCUGGACGCGCGUCCUCCCCCGGCGGCGGCGGCGUCGUCGUCCCCGACGCCGUACGCCACCGUGUGCUACUACCCGCAGCGGCUGCUGCCCGCCGGCUCGCAACAGCAGCAGCAGCAACAGCAACAACAGCAGCAACAACAGCAGCAGCAACAGCAGCUGCUGCUGUCCGACUCUCAGCUGCGAAGCCUCAACGGAGCCGAAGCGUCCCAGCGGCACCCGGGUCGAGAGCCGCGUGCCCCGCGUCGCCCCCGUCUCUACGAGUUCCUGCUGGAGGCGCUGUCCGACCCCGCCAUGCGUCACGCCGUGCGCUGGGUGAGUAUCCACGAGGGAGUGUUCGCCUUCUCGUCGCGGCACAAGGAGGAGCUGGCUCAGGCGUGGGGGCACCGGAAGGGCAACCGCAAGGCGAUGACGUACCAGAAGAUGGCGCGCGCGCUGCGCAACUACAGCAAGACGGGACGCGUGCGCAAAGUGAAGCGGAAGCUCACCUACCAGUUCGGGCCCGAGGCGCUCUGCUAAAGGGGGGGGGAAGGGGAGGGGGGCAGCGUUGCCCCCCACCCCACCCAACAA